This is a messenger RNA of Ixodes scapularis (black-legged tick), 1974 nucleotides long. Its product is annotated as solute carrier family 22 member 7-like. Gene Ontology annotation, cellular component: membrane. The record is from RefSeq and is a predicted model, not a curated record. Bases 1 to 1974 code for a protein of 657 amino acids. Gene Ontology annotation, biological process: transmembrane transport. The transcript has a single exon. Gene Ontology annotation, molecular function: transmembrane transporter activity. NCBI's taxonomy places the organism in Eukaryota, Metazoa, Arthropoda, Arachnida, Ixodida, Ixodidae.
AUGGAGAAAGGAACGAGCCGGCGGAAGAAGUCUCAGUCAGAGCAACCAGAAAAAUCGAGCUCGAAAAAGAGCCAUCGAGACGCUCCUCUCAUGGAAGCUCAGACAAUCGACGCAUCCUCCCAGCGAGCUUCCUCGGCAAAAUUGGAGCAGAAGGCUCAAGCCCCGCAGUCAACGGAGAACAUGCAAGCCGCCACCUCCGCUCCGGCUUUGCAGGUGGGAGCCACCUCGAACACUCUGCCUCAUCACUCACCUUCAGAAGUCAGAACUGCAAGAGCUGAAAAGUCAGAAGCAACGCGCCCAGCGAAGGCCGUCGCCUCCACUCACGAACUGUCAAGGAUCUUCGGCAAUGGCCCCACGCAGUACAUGGCCCUGUUCAUCGCCACGCUGUCCGACAUCGCGCUGCUCUUGCACAACCUGGUUCCGACCAUCAUGUCUGCGGACGUGGACCACUGGUGCAAGCAGCCCGCCGAGUAUUCCAACCUCACGACGGCGCAGUGGCGCAACAUCAGCACGCCUCGGGACGCCGACGGGAAGUGGCUCCGGUGCGUUCGCUACGAUCCUCCGCUGUCCGUGGCUUCCACGAACAGGUCGACAAGGCCCUGCCAGAGCUGGGACUAUGGCCCGGGUGCCGGACGUUCCCUCGUGGCACAAUGGGACCUGGUGUGCCAGAACCAAUGGCUCCUGACCCUCUCAUCCAUCCUGUAUAUGAGCGGCGCCAUGACUGCGGCGCCCUUCAUGGGCGUCCUGUCCGACAAGGUGGGUCGGCGUCCGGUCAUCUGUGCGGCCAUUGCGGUCCUGAUGAUGUCGGGCCUGGCCCUUUGCUUUACCAACGCUUACGUGGCUUUCCUGUUUCUGCGCUUCUGGGUGUCGGCGUCGGUGAGCACCCUCCAGAUCACCAGCUUCGUGCUGCUCUUCGAGCUGUCCACGCGGGAGUACCAGUGCAUGUACUGUGUCAUCACGAAGGCCGCGGCCUACACCACUGCCCCGCUGUUCCUGACGGUCACGGGUCACAUCGUGCCUAAUUGGACUACGCUCCAGAUUCUGGUGAUGUUGCCCACCUCGCUGCUCAUGUCUGCGUUCUACGUCACCCUCGAGUCGCCCCACUGGCUGCUCUCCAAGAAGAAAUUCGAGGCGGCCGAGAAGACGGUGCUGUGGGCUGCCUCAAGAAACGACGUCAAGGUGGCCGACGCCGCUCGCCAGUGGCGUCUUGUCAGCGCGGCCUGGCAGUACGCAGGAAAGGACACGACGAGAGCCAGCAAGAGCAGUGUGGGGGACACUAUGGGGGCAAUGAGCCUGCUUCGUCGCGGCGUCAUCAUGGUGUGGUGUUGGUUUAUGGUCGUCCUCACUUACUACGGACGCUUCCUGGCGAGAGGACCGAGCACGCACUGGCUACUGGUGUUGAAGCUCUUCCUCCAGUUGUCGUUCAUCUACCUCCUCUACCGCUCCAUGAUGUUUCUGGGACGCAGGCACAGCCUCUGGGGCGUACUGAUGGGGUUCUCGCUGCUCGUUGGCUUCUCCACCCUGUUUUCGGUGCUUAAUCUAGAUCCCACACUGGUGGCGUUCAUGACCGCGGCGAUCGACGUGUUCCUGGACAUGGCCGCCGUGCUCAUCUACAUCAUCAGCGUCGAGAUCUUCCCCACCGUGGUGCGCAGUCUGGGUGUGUUCACCUGCUACUUCUUCGGGCGGAUCGGGGGCAUGGCGGCGCCCAUCUUCUACGUGGGGGGCCUCUUCUCCAGCAGCGAGCUGGCUCUGCUGUCGCUCAGCUUCGCCGGCCUGCUCACUUCCCUGCUGGUUACCUACCUCCCGGAGACCAUGGCCCUUGGCAUUGUAGACACCAUCGGGGAUCUGGACGAGUCGAAUCGUCAAAGAAGGCUCCGUCGGUUUGGUGUCUUCGCGACAAAGACAUCGCGCGAUCCGUCAAAGGAAAAAUCCAGCAAGACAGAACAACAGCAGCCGUCGGCCGAUUUUAAAUGA